AUGUACAUAGUUUUGCAACAGCGUCUUCUUGUUUCCAAUGGCUUUGGCCUGAAUGGAUCUCCCUCUGCCUCUUUUUCUGGGAUCAGUGCAUCAUUGUCACUUCCCGGCAAGUCCCAGCACCAGCAGCAGCAACCGCCGUCGUUGUCGAUGGCAGGGUUCGGCAGCCUGGCGCCCAAGACGAAGAACGUGGUGGUGGCGGGCGGGCUGACGGGGUUCGUCUUUGGGGUGUACUACUACACCAUGUGGGCGGUGGGCAGCACCGACGAGCUGCAGGUCACCAUCGACAAGUUUGAGGACCUGAAGAAGAAGGAGGAGGCCGCCGCCACAAGCUCCUCCACCCCAGGAUCAUCAUAA
Messenger RNA from Triticum turgidum subsp. durum (durum wheat), 354 nucleotides. The record is from the annotation of a GenBank genome assembly. Lineage: Eukaryota; Viridiplantae; Streptophyta; Magnoliopsida; Poales; Poaceae.